Messenger RNA from Lynx canadensis (Canada lynx), 2964 nucleotides. It is a transcript of the gene TMC8, whose product is annotated as transmembrane channel like 8. Lineage: Eukaryota; Metazoa; Chordata; Mammalia; Carnivora; Felidae. Bases 320 to 2869 code for a protein of 849 amino acids. The record is from RefSeq and is a predicted model, not a curated record. The transcript is spliced from 17 exons. Gene Ontology annotation, molecular function: mechanosensitive monoatomic ion channel activity. Gene Ontology annotation, cellular component: plasma membrane.
GAGCUGGGGUUCCUGUCAUGUGACCCCUCUCCCCUCGGCUCCCUCACAGUCCCGCCUGGCUUGGCGGGACCCGGUUGAAGGAGGGGGCUCCUCCGGGGAGGUGGUCCCUUGUCCCCAGGGAACCGGAGGCCUCUGGCUGUGUGUCGCUUUGAGAUGUGGAUGGGGACUGAGUCCAGACCUGCUCCGGCUGAGUUCUUUCUCUUCAUCUCUGGCCGUGCCAGGGCCACGGCCCUGAAGCCCGCCCGACAGGCAGCCCCCAGCCCUUCUGGGAGGAGGGGCGGGGCGGCCCGGCGCCCCCAACCCCAAGCCCACCGCGGAGAUGCUGCGGAGGCCGGCAGCGCGGUCCGGCCGGGACCCCGGGGAGCCAGCGCCUGAGCCAGGGGUGGAGGAGCUGGGGGAGCAAGAGAUUGGGCGGCUGUGGUCCUCCCAGGCACAAGUCCGGGGGCUGCCGUAUGCCAUGGUGGACAAGCGCUUCAUCCGGCAGCUGCGGGAGCCCCCGGGGGUGAAGACCUCUCGCUGGCAGCGAUGGCGGCGCAGGGGGCAGACGGCGGGCCGGCGCCUAGGGGAGGCGGCGCGGAGGCUGGUCCGGGGCUUCGGCCUCUGGGAAGACGCCCUCUACGAGAUCGGGGGCCUCUUUGGCACCGGAAUCCAGUCCUACUUCACCUUCCUUCGCUUCCUGCUGCUGCUCAACUUGCUGACCGUGCUCCUGACCGCAGGCUUCGUGCUGCUGCCCCUGGUCUGGCUCCGCCCCCCUGACACAGGCCCCUCCCUUAACUUCACCCUCCAGUGCCCUGGUGGCCUCCAGCCCCAGACUGGUGUUCCCAGAUUCCACAAUCAACUUUGGAAUGUUUUAACCGGCAGGGCCUUCAACACCACCUACCUCUUCUAUGGCGCAUACCGGGCAGGCCCGGAGAGCAGCUCGGCCUACAGCAUCCGCCUGGCCUACCUCCUGAGCCCGCUGGCCUGCCUGUUCCUCUGCUUCUGUGGGACUCUGCGGCGGAUGGUAAAGGAGCUGCCACAGAGGCUGUUUCUGGGCCAAGACUACAGGUCACCUGUCAGUGUCAAAGUCUUCUCCUCCUGGGACUUCUGUAUCCGGGGACAGGAAGCAGCCACCAUCAAGAAGCACGAGAUCAGCAACGAGUUCAAGGUGGAGCUGGAGGAAGGGCGUCGAUUCCUGCUGAUGCAGCAGCAGACCCGGACCCAGAGGGCCUGCCACCUGCUCACCUACCUGCGGGUCAAUGUCCUCAUCGGGCUCCUGGUGGUCGGGGCCAUCAGCGCCAUCUUCUGGGCCACCAAGUACUCACAGGACAACAAAGAGGAGUCUCUGUUCGUGCUGCUACAGUACCUGCCCCCGGGGGUCAUCGCCCUGGUCAACUUUGUGGGUCCCCUGCUCUUUGUUUUCCUCAUCCAGCUGGAGAACUACCCUCCCAACACUGAGGUCAACCUCACCCUUAUCUGGACGAGGAUCUCGCCUUGGACCCCAAGCCCCUCCUUGAGCCCCCCGCAGACUCCAGCUCAGCAUUUCCGUCUCCCCCUCCACCCCCCUGCUUGGCUCUGCCGGCUUUCUCUCCUGCUUCCCCUGUGCAGAAGCUGUCUGGAGCCCAUCCAGCUUUCCUCCAAGGCUGACUGUGGCUUGAAACUUUAUUUUUGGAAUAGGUGCGUGGUGCUGAAGCUGGCCAGCCUGGGAAUGUUCUCCUUCUCUCUGGGCCAGACUGUGCUGUGCCUUGGCAGAAACAAGACCAGCUGUGAGUCCUUCGGCUACAACGCCUGUGAUUACCAGUGCUGGGAGAACGCGGUCGGGGAAGAGCUGUACAAGCUGAGCAUCUUCAACUUCCUCCUCACGGUGGCCUUUGCCUUCUUUGUCAGCCUGCCUAGGAGGCUGCUGGUGGAGCGGUUCUCAGGCUCUUUCUGGGUCUGGCUGGACCGGGAAGAGUUCCUGGUGCCCAAGAAUGUCCUGGACAUUGUGGCCGGCCAGACGAUCACCUGGAUGGGCCUCUUCUACUGUCCCCUGCUGCCUCUGCUCAACAGUGUCUUCAUCUUCCUCACCUUCUACAUCAAGAAGUACACCCUGAUGAGGAACUCCAAGGCCUCUCCCCGAAGAUUCCGCGCCUCCAGCUCUACCUUCUUCUUCCAGCUGGUGCUCAUCCUGGGCCUGCUCCUGGCCGUCGUGCCUCUGGGCUAUGUGGUCAGCAGCAUCCACUCCUCCUGGGACUGCGGCCUCUUCGCCAACUACGCGGCCCCCUGGCAGGUGGUCCCAGAGCUGAUGGCCCUCCGGCUCCCGCCCUCUGGCCAGCGCGCCCUCCGCUACCUGGGCUCCCACGCCUUCAGCUUCCCCGUCCUCAUCCUGCUCAGUCCCAGGCCAAUGCGAGGGCCAUCCAGCGGAUCCGGAAGCAACUGGUGUGGCAAGUCCAGGAAAAGUGGCACCUGGUGGAGGACCUGUCGCGGCUGCUGCCGGAACCGGGCUCCGGCGACUCUGUGGGGCCCGAGGCCCUUCACUCCCGAGCUUCGCGCCCGCGAUCCUUCUGCCCUGGAUUCCCGUGCCCCGGCUCCCCGGGCCCCAGGACCCCCAGGCCCGGACCUUGCCUCGAGGAUCCCGCUGGGCUCUUCGGUGACCCGGGCCCCGCGCGUAGAUUCCGCCUUCCCAGCGGCUCAGAGCUGUAGCAUCGACCCCUGCCUCGGGCCCGGAGCCUCCCCGGGGCUCGACCCACCUCCCCCACCAGAGUCCCCCUGGCCCCAAGCUCCUGCCCCCUCCCCGUGCCGGACAACACUGCCCCUCUCAGUGGGCCCUCCAGCAGGACGCAGGAGAGCCCCCGGGCAGCAGGAAGAAAAUAUGGUGACUUGUAUUUCUAUUUUUAGCCCGGUCCUGUAAAGUUUCUAUUUUUGUUGGAUGGUUUAUAACGUACAUAAUACAUUAGCAUAGUAACCCACGAAUGCCAUAUAUAAAUACACACCCACCGGAAGUGC